Monomorium pharaonis (pharaoh ant) is the source of this 1236-nucleotide messenger RNA. Its product is annotated as zinc finger MYND domain-containing protein 10. The record is from RefSeq and is a predicted model, not a curated record. Gene Ontology annotation, cellular component: cytoplasm; centriolar satellite. Gene Ontology annotation, biological process: inner dynein arm assembly; motile cilium assembly; outer dynein arm assembly. NCBI's taxonomy places the organism in Eukaryota, Metazoa, Arthropoda, Insecta, Hymenoptera, Formicidae.
GGACAAUGCGCAUUUCAUUUCUGAACUUCUGCUCUGAACCGCCGAAAUUCAAAUCUUCCAUCAAUUUAAACGUGCUCGUAUUAAUUUAAUUCGGCAGAAUUGAUUAUUUCUACGACGGAAUCUUCUUGUCGCGAAGAGAUAUCUAUCUUUGAAAGAGAAUUCUAGCAUUAUUAGCUGACGAGAAGUUGCAGAAGACGAAAUAAUAAACUUAUAAUAAUAAUUAUAUGGAUACGAAUUAUUGAUCAAACGUACUCUUGUUGAAAGAGGGAUGUAGGGAUACCGUUGCUAAACGAUAAUUCUUAAUUAAAAUCUGACGUGAAAAUGCUUUGAGUUCUCUUGAAAAUAAUGGCAGAUCAAAUGGAAUACAUAAUACCGCCGUGGGAUAUCGAAACCUACGUGCAGAAUUUAAAUGUUUCAGAUCUCAAAAAUGUCGGUAUGAAAAGCUGGUUGGAUUUCCACAGAAGACUAACGUUGUUAAAUCAACAAAGCGUGCUCGAGAUAACGGAGCUACGAGAGGAGAGCGUCGUGGACUGGUUUAUUUCGUUAAAAAAAAUUCCAAUUCUUGUGUACGAAGCUAUACAAAUUAACAUAUGGAAGCAUAAAGUUUUUCCACUUUUGAUUGACCUUAAUGGCGAGCCGACCAAUACGUUCAUGUUGUUCAGCGUAUUUUAUCAUGAAGUUAUCGUGAUUUCAUUAUUGGAAAAUAUAUUGUUUCAUUGUGAGAGCGCGCAAACGUUGGAUGACACGGUGAUUGAUCUCAUCGAUUAUACUGUUCAACGUGUGAUGAUACUUCUUGAUGGAAAAACUGUAGAAAUAUAUGAAAGAUCCGAAAUCAAAGACGCUAAUUCUUGCUUGGAAGAAAUAGUGGAGAAGCAAAAGGCAUUCGAAUUUGAUAUUGCGAUACGCUGUAUCUCAAUUCUUCAUUAUCUAAUACAAAUGUUGGAUAGUUUACCGCUUUGUGCAGUUUCGCGUAUGCUGGUCGUACACGACAUUCCAUACUUAUUCGUGCAGCUAAUAGAAAAUCAACCGUGGAAAAAGCAAGAUGAGGAUGGGUAUCUUCAUAUAGGCGAGAUGUUAACGUACGAGACUGGCUGGAGAAAAAUAAAAGCAAGUGAAAAUGGAAAAAUUAAUAAAAGAGAAGGACAAGUAUGGUUUGGUUUAAGAGAAUUACUUCUUAAUCCAAAAUGUUCUCCGUACUAUGAAAUCACGGAGCACAGUCUGUCUCAGCUAUCCAAG